Micropterus dolomieu (smallmouth bass) is the source of this 2074-nucleotide messenger RNA. RefSeq names its product G-protein coupled receptor 4. The transcript is spliced from 4 exons. Bases 508 to 1524 code for a protein of 338 amino acids. Lineage: Eukaryota; Metazoa; Chordata; Actinopteri; Centrarchiformes; Centrarchidae. The record is from RefSeq and is a predicted model, not a curated record. Gene Ontology annotation, cellular component: membrane. Gene Ontology annotation, biological process: G protein-coupled receptor signaling pathway. Gene Ontology annotation, molecular function: G protein-coupled receptor activity.
CGUUGGUAUUGGACGCCCUGAGAUUGUCACUGCUGCGGGAUUUGAACUCACGACUGGAAUAAGAGAAAGGCGUUCUCCUGCCUCAGGAUGUUGCCUUUAAAGCUGAAGAAGUGGGUUUCCUGUGGAGGAAACGAUCAGAGAAUAGACAAGGCUUGGUGGAGACACGGUGUUCCCAACAUUUUCUGAGUACAGGUCACCCAGCUGCAGAGCGGGCAGGACGCUUCUGUGGAACAAAGUCGCUCUUACCGCCUUUAGAGGUGUUUGUUUCCCCUGAUGGAUCCUGGAUGCUGGUUGAUAGACAGCACGAAAUUUGAGCCUGACCUUUUCUACAGAAGAAUGCAUUUAUGAAUAUUACUCAACGGACAAAAGACAAGUGGAUGCAACCGAGACUUCUUCCCUUUUCUUUUGCUUUGACUGAAUGAAUGGGUAUUUCUAUACCGGCUCAUUAUACUGCAAGUAUCAGUCCAUGUCUGAGUAGGGUCACCUCUAGUUUCCCAUGUCAGGUGCAUGAGCUGCAGAGACAUGUCCAAUGACAGCUGCAACCUCCCCUUGGACACAGAUACAUUUGGCCUGACCUGCAUCUAUGGCCUGAUCUUCUCUUUGGGUCUCCCCAGCAACCUGCUGUCUCUCUGGGGACUGUACCACCUUGGCCGCUCAGGUGGUGGAGGCUGCCAGCUGGUCUACAUCCUCAACCUCCUGCUUUCAGACCUCCUUCAGCUGCUCACCCUACCACUGUGGAUCCUUUAUCUCCAAGGUGCGCACCGCUGGCCCUACGGCCAGCUAACCUGCGAGCUGGUGGGAUAUGUGUUUUACGUAAACGUGUAUGCCAGUGUCAUGUUCCUGUGCCUGAUAGCGGUGGACCGCUUCCUGGCCAUCGUGUACCCGCUGAGCAGCCGAAGGGUGCGGAGUGUCAGGGUGGCAGCCGUAUCCGGUGUGGCAGUUUGGAUCCUCACCUUCCUGUUCUGCCUGAGUGGGCUGCUGCCGUCAGUGUUUGACUCUGACAGACUGCUGUGUCUGGAGCAGUACCCAGUCAGCCCCGGAUAUGCCCACUUCAAGAUCACCACUGUGGCUCUCGGCUUUCUGCUGCCAUGUGUCAUAUUAGGCUACACUUCAGCCCACAUUGGGGUGACACUCCGACGAUCUCCUUCCCUCUCCAACCAUGAGCGGCACAAAAUCGUGGGCAUCCUAGUCGUGAUCACCGUCAACUUCAUCGCUGUGUUUGGACCCUAUCACCUCGUGGGUGGAUACAGGUUCGUGUCCUUGCUGCUGACCGAUGAGCCGUGUGGAUUGGAGCGCUCCAUUUUCCUCAUCUAUCGUCUGUGUUACGGUCUGACCAGCCUCAACACCCUGCUGGAUCCGCUCUUCUACAUCUUCUUGUGCCCUGAUGCUCGGCUAGAGCUACAAAGGUCCCUGCCCUGUUUGGGAAGGGGGCAAAACACCAGCAAAAAGAUCACACUCAGACUCCGAGCUCACCCAGACAACCAGAGGGAGGGUGAAACUGGACAUAAUAAUCUUCUAGCAUAAUAUAACUUGGAUUUGACUGUGGAGCUGACUCAUGGUAUUUAGUCAAGCCAACUGUGCCACCCAGUGGAAAUGCAUGUGUACAGUUUCUGUUCACUGUGAGAUUCACCUUUGAGUGACUACACCAAUUUGCCUGUUUCAACUUCCUGAGCUAAAACAUUUCCACUAGCUCUCACGAAUACAUACAGUUUCCGAAAAUAGAAUCAUAUCGGUGUAGCACGUAGAUUACAAAGAAGAUAAAGAAAGAUAAGAAAAAAAGAUCCUAAACUGUUGCUUACAUAAACUCUACACUAUAAAAUUAUACAUGGGAUUACAAUGUUUCAUAUCUGACAAAAAUCCGCUCUUUUGUGAUUUUCAUACCCAUUGUAGCCUCAAACUAGACAUACACAGCCAAAUAGAAUACACUUUAUCUGAUUAAUGUAUUUACCAGAUUUGUUUGAAGAGUAUGGCCAGUGUAUGGAAAUCAGCCGUUGUGGUUAUCUCACAAUUUAACUGUUUGUUUUUUUUUACUGCUGUGUUUACAACGAUUAAAAAUUCAUGUUUUAUCACUUGA